Messenger RNA from Pipistrellus kuhlii (Kuhl's pipistrelle), 869 nucleotides. RefSeq names its product cytochrome b-c1 complex subunit 2, mitochondrial-like. The record is from RefSeq and is a predicted model, not a curated record. Bases 228 to 569 code for a protein of 113 amino acids. Gene Ontology annotation, molecular function: metal ion binding. The transcript has a single exon. Gene Ontology annotation, cellular component: mitochondrion. NCBI's taxonomy places the organism in Eukaryota, Metazoa, Chordata, Mammalia, Chiroptera, Vespertilionidae.
AAGCAGCUUAGUGAUUGCCAUGCUCCUCCAUCAAGAAGUGGUUUGUUCAUUAAAGCAGGCAGUAGGUACAAGGACUCUGACAACUUAGGAACCUCCCAUUUGCUUCAUUUUGCAUCCAGUCUGACUACAAAAGGAGCAUCAUCUUUCAAGAUAACCUCUGGAAUUGAAGCCAUUGGUGGUAAAUUAAGUGUGACUUGAACAAAUUAAAACGUGGCCUACACGGUGGAAUGCCUGCAGGUGACAUCAAAAUUCUAAUGGAGUUCCUGCUCGAGGUUACCACAGCACCUGAAUUUCAUCAAUGGGAAAUUGAUGAAAUAGCUGUCCUUCAGUCUCAGCUAAGGACUGACAACACUGUAGCUUUUCAGAAUCCAAAGGCUCCUAUUGAAAAUUUUCGUUCUACAAUUUAUCGAAAUGUCUUGGCUAAUUCUUUGUAUUGUCCUGUUUAUAAGAUUGAGAAAGUGGCAUCAGAUGAAUUACAUCACUAUGUUCAGAACCAUUUUACAAGUGCAAGAAUGGCUUUGAUUGGACAUGGUGUGGUUCAUCCUGUACUGAAACAAGUUGCUGAAUGAUUUCUGAAUAUGAGGGGUGGGCUUGGUUUACCUGGUGCAAAGGCCAGAUGCCUUGGAGGUGAAAUUUGAGAACACAAUGGAGACAGUCUGUCCAUGCUCCUGCAUCAGAAAGUGCUGCCACAGGAAGGCCAGAAGCAAAUGCAUUUAGUGUUCACCAACAUGUCCUCGGUGCUGGGCCACCUGUCAAGAGGGACAGCAAUGCCACCAGCCUCCUGUACCAUGCUGCUGCCAAGAGGAUUCACUAGCCAUUUGAUGUUUCUGCUUGUUAUGCCAGUUACUCAGAUUUUCCAAUCUUUGGUA